CCAGAAUAGAAUCCACUUGGUUACAGUAUAUUUUUAUAAGGAACUGCAGCUUCUCUCUGUUAAUAAUUUCUCAGUAUUUGCAUGGAUACUCACAAUCAAGUUCUGUCUAAACUUCCUUUUCAAAUCAUAAUUUGUCGAUUUUGGUGUCUAUGCUAUUUAAUAAAGUUCCUUCUAAUUCCUCUGGAACUAUUUAAAUAUAAGAAUUCUCUGAUCGCUGGAUAUUUGAAAGAGUUCAAUGGGAACUCAGUGAUUGAUGCUUUUCGGCAGAGAAUUUCUUGUCUUCAUUUUUACCCAUGAUUAGGUUUUCUUGUUUCUUGGAUCAAAUUUGAUACAUCUAUUUGUGUCAUAAAGAAUUUUGAAUGUAACACAGAAUUCUCAUUCAAUUUCCUGUGUGUCUGUGGUUCUCUCUUUUUUUUUUAUCUUACCCUUCUUUCUCUUUUUUAUAAGUAUAGUUACUUGUUGAUGAUAACUUUCCCCCACACCACUUGAAUUAUGGAUCAGCUUUACAUUUUCCCGUGGAUUCUUUGCUUUCCAUAAAUGUAUUAAAAAAUAUUUUUCGUUUUUCUCAACUGAAUUCUUAAGCCAACUGUCUUUUUCUUAAGGCUACUUUUGGAUUUGGAUCCCUAAUCUUUUAAAACACUAAUCCUUUAUGUUUCUCCCAAAACUGCACUCACGAAACUCAAUCCAGGGCUGACGGCCGUCUCCGCGUCUCUAGGCAACCAGCGUCUGUAGGAGGCCGGGACGCCGACGAGCCGCACAGUCUUCUGGGAAAUGUAGUUAGGAAGGGCCUUCCUCUCGCGCACGCGCACUCGCACGGCUACCGACGCUUUCGGGUUGCGCGGGUUGUCUUUGUCCUUCGCCGCCACGCGAGAGGCGAGUGUGCGUGUGUCUAUAGACACCCCCCGCUCCCCCAGUCCUGGCCGUGUCGGGGUGCAGCGGAUCCGCAAGGAUCGCAGCGAGGCCCGCGGCCCGGGGCGUUGUGCUGGCCGUGGGCGUGGCGGUGGCGAUUCUGGGGGUCGGCGGUCGGUCACGUGGUUCCGGGUCCUGAGCACCCGAGGCCGGAGGCCUGGGGGUCGAUUAUUAAAAGGCGGUGCCUUCCGCGAGUGGCUCACCUGGAUGUCUUCGGCUGCCAGCCCAGGUCAGGUCGGGUUGAAGGCCUGGGACCCGAUGGCUGAACAGAAAGCGUUCAUAGUGUAUCUGCGCAGAACCAGAACGUGAUGCUGAGUGGAACAAGGGGAUGGUGAUGAAGGCUGCCCCUUACUUCCGAAGAUAAAUGUGAGGGCUGUUGCAGGGAGCGCUGCAGUGCCAUGCACGAAACUGCCAAGCCCACAGAUUGUGUGUGAGAUAAGAAAGGAGUCCCUGUAACCAGGACCUGGUCUCUGCAAAGACCUCGCCACGACCUCAGCAGAGCUUCAGGAAGUAGCGGAAGAGACACAGGAUAGAAAGCUCUCAGACUCGCUAAUCUUCUCCCACAGUGAACAGAAAAUGACCAUGUUACAGGAGUCAGUGUCAUUUGAAGAUUUAUCCGUUGACUUCACCCAGAAGGAGUGGCAGCUGCUAGACGCCUGUCAGAAGGACUUGUACAAGGACGUCAUGUUGGAGAACUACAGCAGCCUGCUGUCGCUGGGGUAUGAAGUGAUGAAACCGGACGUCAUCUUCAAGUUGGAGCAAGGACAAGAGCCGUGGACAGGAGGUGGAGCGCCGCCCAGUUCAGGCUCCCUGGAACAAGUCUUACAAGUAAAUGGUCACAUGACAUGGCAGCAGGAUAACCAAGAGAAGCUUAAAAAUUCAAAACAAGAUCAUGAAUAUGAUGCAUUUGGAAAAAAUUUCAAUCUGAACAUAAACUUUGUUCCUUUAAGGAAAUCAAACAACGAAGGUGAUGUAGAUGGAUUAAUUUUAAAACAUCAUUUAGAUUUACUUAUUCCAAAAGCAAAUUAUGGAAAAACAGAACCAGAUGACUUAAAUAUAUUUGAUAAAUUGUUUCUACAUACCAAGCCCGAGGAAACUGAUAGUUGGUUAAAAUACUAUGAAUGUGAUAAAGUUAACUAUAAGAAGUCACAGAUUAUCAUAUAUCACAGGACUCGUUUAGGGGAGAAACUUUAUGAAUGCAGUGAAUGUAGGAAACGCUUCAGUAAGAAAUCGAGUCUCAUUAAACAUCAGAGCAGACAUGUGAGAGAGAUAGCCUAUGGCUGUGGUAAAUGUGGUAAAACCUUUCCCCAAAAGUCACAGUUUAUUACACAUCACAGAACUCAUACAGGAGAGAAGCCUUAUGAUUGUAUCCAGUGUGGGAAAGCCUUUUCCCAAAAGUCACAGCUCACAUCCCAUCAGAGGACACAUACAGGAGAGAAACCGUAUGAAUGUGGUGAAUGUGGGAAAGCCUUCUCCCGGAAGUCACAUCUUAUAUCACAUUGGAGGACACACACAGGAGAAAAACCCUAUGGGUGCACUGACUGUGGGAGGGCCUUUAGUGAAAAGUCAAAUCUCAUCAAUCAUCAGAGAAUUCACACAGGGGAGAAACCUUUUGAAUGUAGAGAAUGUGGGAAAGCUUUUAGCAGGAAGUCACAACUUGUUACACAUCACAGGACUCACACAGGAACAAAGCCCUAUGGAUGUAGUGACUGUAGAAAAGCCUUCUUUGAGAAAUCAGAGCUCAUUAGACAUCAGACCAUUCAUACUGGAGAGAAGCCCUAUGAAUGUAGUGAGUGUCGGAAAGCAUUCAGAGAAAGAUCAAGUCUCAUUAACCAUCAGAGAACCCAUACAGGAGAGAAACCCCAUGGGUGCAUUCAGUGUGGAAAAGCCUUCUCCCAGAAGUCCCAUCUCAUAUCACAUCAGAUGACACACACAGGAGAGAAACCCUUUGUGUGCAGUAAAUGUGGGAAGGCCUUUAGCAGGAAAUCCCAGCUUGUUAGACAUCAGAGAACUCACACAGGAGAAAAACCCUAUGACUGCAGUGAAUGUGGGAAAGCUUUUAGUGAGAAAUUAAGCCUCACUAAUCAUCAGAGAAUUCAUACAGGAGAGAAGCCCUAUGUGUGCAGUGAAUGUGGGAAAGCCUUUUGUCAGAAGUCACAUCUCAUAUCACAUCAGAGGACACAUACAGGUGAGAAACCCUAUGAAUGCACCGAAUGUGGGAAAGCCUUUGGAGAAAAGUCAAGUCUUGCAACUCAUCAGAGAACGCAUACGGGAGAAAAACCCUACGAAUGCAGCGAGUGUGAGAGAGCCUUCUCUCAGAAAUCACAGCUCAAUACUCACCAGAGGAUUCACACAGGAGAGAAACCCUUUGAAUGCGGUCUUUGUAGGAAAGCUUUCUUUGAGAAGUCAGAGCUAAUAAGACAUCAGAGAACUCAUACAGGAGAAAAACCUUAUGAAUGCAGUGAAUGUAGAAAGGCUUUCAGGGAGAAGUCAAGUCUCAUCAAUCAUCAGAGAAUACACACAGGAGAGAAACCCUUUGAAUGCGGUGAAUGUGGCAAAGCCUUCUCGCGGAAAUCGCACCUCAUACCACAUCAGAGGACACAUACAGGAGAGAAACCCUAUGGGUGCAGUGAAUGUAAGAAGGCUUUCUCUCAGAAGUCACAGCUUGUUAAUCACCAGAGAAUUCAUACAGGGGAGAAGCCUUAUCAAUGCAAUGAAUGUGGGAAAGCCUUCUCCCAAAAGUCACAGCUCAUUAAUCAUCAGAGAACUCAUACAGUAAAGAAAUCCUAGAAAUGGAGUUACUAUUAGUCUUUGACAUAGAUCUUGCCUCACUGUACUUCAGAAAAUGCAGUUCUGGUAAAUCUUUCAGAUAAGAGACACAUCACAUUAUAUGUCUGACUACUCAGAGUAGGAACUCUAAAGAGGUUGUGUAGGGAAAGCUUUCCCCAGAUUCACAUGUUUAUAUUAUGAAUUCAUAUUAGAAUGAGCCUAUGAAAUACAGUGGGUCCAAAAACCUUUCAAACCAUAGUCAGACCUUAUACAGUAGAAAAAUUAACAGCAGAGGAAUACUGUGAAUACCAAAAAGUCCCUGGAGGUCAAGUCGCAUUAGCUGUUGGAGAAUUCCCAGUAGGCAUAAACCCAAGUCCAGUAAGUGAAUGAAAACCCCAUGAAUGUGGCAGUUGAGGUAAUAUUUUCAUCAAGAAAUGACAGCUUACUGUACAUAAAAAAAUGUCCUCAGGAAUGAAAUUCUAUGAACUUACUAAAUAUGGGAUAAUCUUUACUAGGUAAUCCAAGCAUACUUUGUUUUAGAGAAUUUAUGUUGUGGGUAAACUUAACAACUUAAAGACACUGGAAAUAUAUGCCCCUAGAUAUAAUGCUGUGAAGGAAAGCCAUAUACUUUUUAUAUACAUGCAUCCCCAAAAUACCUAAUUCUAAGUGGUUGACAGGUGUUCACUUGGAAGUAUGAAGUUUUAAAUAUAGGUGAAUAAAUUGAAUCAUUGAAACAUCUAAAUAAGAAAUUUCUUAGUGGUAUUUAUAGCUAACUUUCCUUUGUCACAUAAUAAGUUUUGUAUUUAGGGAUUCCAUAUGAUAAUGUAAUAGGGAACAUGAGAUGCCCAUGCCUUGUCGUGCCUCUGAUGUCUGUGAAUACACCACAUGCCACUGGUUUUUCUAUCUUACUGAUACUGUAAAAAUGGUAACUAAUAUGACAUGUCUUAUUGCUAAAUCAGUAGCUUAAGUAAUAACACCACAUCUCUUUUCCCUGUGGUUUGCUGGCAUAGAAAAGGGGUCUCUUAUUACUGAGAUUUCUCCUCAGUAACAAAAGCCAAUGUUGUAUAAAGUCUUCUCAGAGUCCAAGAGACAGUUUAUAGAAAACCGGUUAAGAAAUAUUCAAAGGCACGAACCACAGAAUAGCAAUAGUGAUUCAUGAUAUACUAACGAGCAAAAGAAAGGAGGUGUGAGAACCCUGACUCAGCACUCCACCUAACUGGCAGUAGUGUUGUGCAGAAUCUUCUCAUUCAGGGAGACGCCUCCAUGUGUCAAGUCUAUAUAUCUGAAGUGCGAUGUAACCAAAGUACAAUUUGUACUUUAAUUUACUAUGGUGAAAUAUGGAUUCUGUGUGCUGCUAUUACGUUUUUGGUGUUUCAUAAAAUACGUUGUAAAAAUUAGAUAAAGUAAAGAAUUAAGAGUCACUUCAGAAAAUGUAAAAUACAGAGAAUUUUGUGGUGAGAAAUAUAUUUUUGAUGUAGUCAAGGAAGCUUGUUUUGCCUUCCUGCAAAUUUCUGUGAUCACUGGACAGGUUUAGGGAAAGAGAUUUUCAUUAUUUCAUCCUUUGGAGUGUUUGUGUUUCACCUUCCAUUACCAGUUGCAUCAUUCACAUGGCAAACUUCCCAUUUUGAAUUUACUGUUAUCUAAGUAUGGUGCCCUUUGAAAAUUCAUGAACCGCCCCUCAACUUAGUUAGAAUUUUGUAGUGAUCUCUCUACAGUGUUGCUUGACAAAGUCAACAGUAUUUUGUGUAUGCAGGUGAAAUUCAGAGAAAUCCAACACUGACCUUGUUUCCAAACUUGGAAAAAUCAAGACUUCUCAUAUACAAGUUGUUUUGUCAGGAAGGUGGAUUGGACCUUUGAUUCCAGAAGGCUUUUUUUCUUUGAUUUCCAAUUUUACAUCAAUGUUGAAAAAUUUUACUGUAAAUGAGAGUAAUUUUCUAUACCACUGUAUCUGAAUUUCAACAGCCAGAUAAUUAUGUCUUUCCACAUGGUAAUUUUAAAAACAUCAAAUUGGCCAAAUUUUUAUUUAUACUGAAAUUUAUGGACUUCCUACACUUCUCCCUAAUACCUGAAGGUCAUUUUACCAGAUGGGAAAAUGGGCCUUUGUAAAUGAACAGAUAGUUACAGGGUGUUUUACUUUGUGGUUUUCCCAUUUUUUUCUUUCCAUCAUAAUUGUCAUCCCUAGUCCCAGAGAUUGACUCAUUAGGUCUUGAAUAGAGCUCAAGAGUCUGUUGUCUAAAAAAUUCCCAAUUUUGCUUAUUCCAAUUCUAGAUUAUUUUAUUAAAUGUUAAGCAGUUAAAACUGGUACUUCCUUCACUAGAUAUUGUUGGAACUUCGGCAAUGGCCUAUUGGUUGAAUACCCAAGAGCUUUUUUUUUUUUUGUAAGGGUCAGGUAUUAGCCACCUAUUGGGUUGUCAGAAAAGUCAUGACGCAGUUUUGCAACGAAAAACAGAAAAAAUACGUCAUGACUUUUCCAACAACCCUAUAGUUUUACUAGAAUACCUGAUGCAGAGACCCAGGUCUGUUGUGUUGAGCUCACUGAGAGCCUGUGUUAUUCUCAGUUUUCACAAGAGUGCUGAUUCUGAAAUUAGAGAGUUUCAGUUUUUUAAAUUACUUAGUAACCCACAAAAAAGGGCAUCCCUACAUUUCCACUCAUUGAUUUGUACCACAAACCCCACCUCAAGAAGUAAGGCAGUUUCAGAGUGGACUUACCUAGUUUCAUGGAGCAGUAAGUUACAUGGAGAUAGAAUACCUGAGACCACAUGUAGGAAGUGCCACCUUCCUUCUCUCUUUCACCACCCAGGUUCUCCCAUUGGCCUGGACGUAGUGCUGCAGAGGACAAUUUCUACGAUACUCUUUUUCAUAAAUAAUGGAUGUUUUGGGGGUCCAGUCUGUAAAUA
Hipposideros armiger (great roundleaf bat) is the source of this 6575-nucleotide messenger RNA. RefSeq names its product zinc finger protein 26. Gene Ontology annotation, cellular component: nucleoplasm. The coding region runs from base 1486 to 3699 and encodes 737 amino acids. Gene Ontology annotation, molecular function: RNA polymerase II cis-regulatory region sequence-specific DNA binding; DNA-binding transcription repressor activity, RNA polymerase II-specific. Gene Ontology annotation, biological process: regulation of immune system process; negative regulation of transcription by RNA polymerase II; regulation of cytokine production. The record is from RefSeq and is a predicted model, not a curated record. NCBI's taxonomy places the organism in Eukaryota, Metazoa, Chordata, Mammalia, Chiroptera, Hipposideridae. The transcript has 7 exons.